AUGGGUGGCCACGGCGGCGGUCGCAUGCGCAUCGGCUGGGUCGGUGUCGGCGUGAUGGGCCGACACAUGGCUGGCCACCUCAUGGCGGCGGGCCAUGAGCUCUCGGUAUUCAGCCGCACCGCCUCCAAGUGCGCGCCGCUGGUAGAGGCUGGAGCUCGGCUGGCGUCGUCGCCUAUGGAUGCCGCCUAUGGAGCCGACGCAGUGUUCACGAUGGUUGGAGCGCCCUCAGAUGUCGAGCAGGUCACACUUGGCGGCGGCGGCGUGCUGGAGGCGCUGGAGCCAGGAUCGCUGCUGAUUGACUGCACCACGAGCACACCCAGCUUGGCGCAGAGAGUCGCCGCGGCCGCAGCGGGCAAGGGUGUGCUGGCGCUGGACGCGCCCGUGAGCGGAGGCGACGUCGGUGCCGAGGCGGCGUCACUCUCCAUCAUGCUAAUGUCUCUCCGCGAAAGCCACUCUGCCCCGGGGCGGGCUUGA
Molecule: messenger RNA, 474 nt
Organism: Emiliania huxleyi CCMP1516
Lineage: Eukaryota; Haptophyta; Isochrysidales; Noelaerhabdaceae
Product: 6-phosphogluconate dehydrogenase
Exons: 2
Coding region: 1-474 (157 amino acids)
Molecular function (GO): NADP binding
Source: RefSeq, a predicted model, not a curated record